This is a messenger RNA of Musa acuminata AAA Group (dessert banana), 1641 nucleotides long. RefSeq names its product WUSCHEL-related homeobox 11-like. NCBI's taxonomy places the organism in Eukaryota, Viridiplantae, Streptophyta, Magnoliopsida, Zingiberales, Musaceae. The coding region runs from base 734 to 1420 and encodes 228 amino acids. Gene Ontology annotation, molecular function: DNA binding; DNA-binding transcription factor activity. The record is from RefSeq and is a predicted model, not a curated record. The transcript is spliced from 3 exons. Gene Ontology annotation, biological process: adventitious root development.
AAUGGUGAAGGGAAACUACGAACGAUGGUCCUUCGGUGGCCGUGGAAGGGAGAGGGGGGACAAUGGUGAGAAAGCCAAGCAACACCAUCAGGCCUCCGCAGUCUCCGAUGUCAUAUCGGUUUCUGCUGUGAUAAGACGGCAAAGUGAACCGAACUUUGGGCCAACCCUUUACCUCCUUCCUCUUCUUCAUCUGCUGUCAUCUCUGGGUUUCUGUGCCCGUCCACACGACGUCAGCCCUAAUAAAUUAGCGCUGUGGUUCUUUGACCAUUCCUGGGAGCGUCCCACAUCCCCAUGCAUCACAUGCUCCUCUACAGUGCAGAGCCAAACCCUUCCUUGCCACCCUUUGGACCGUCCACACGAGAAACCUAGGAAGAAGCUCACACUGUGUUCUGGAACCAUGAAGUAUGAUGCACAUAGGUGCCCUCCCUGAUGAGGGUUAAUCUGUUCGAUGCAUGAAUUGUUAGGAAGAGCAUGCAAUUACAGCAGAUUAAUUGCAUGAAGACAUCUAUGAUGUCUCUAUAGCCAUCUUAGUCUGUUCUAAUUAGAUCAAGAGAAUUCUCCAUCUAUAAAUAACUCAGCACACGCUUGUUGUGUUGUGGAAGCAUUGUGUGGUUGGCGAUCUGUGCACAUAGCACUGUUGAUCUCUCUCUCUCUCUCUCUCCUCCUCCUCCGCCUCCUCCUCUUGCACUCCGAUUGACUUCGGUCUCCCACCAUCACCUACCUCACCAUCGCCAUGGAUGAGCAGAGGAACAGCCCAAACCGCAGCUCCACCGCCGCGGAGGCCGUCCGCUCCCGUUGGACCCCGAAACCGGAGCAGAUCCUGAUACUGGAGUCCAUCUUCAACAGCGGCAUGGUUAACCCUCCCAAGGAGGAGACGGUGAGGAUCCGCAAGCUGCUCGAGAGGUUCGGCUCAGUCGGCGAUGCCAACGUCUUCUACUGGUUCCAGAACCGAAGAUCGAGGUCCCGCCGCCGCCAGCGGCAGCUGCAAGCUUCGGGUGGUGCAGUUCUGUACGAACCAGCCUCCUCCAGCUCGUCGAGCACAUCGUCCAAUAACUCUUCCGGAGGAGGCAGCUUCUUUCCCUGCUCUUCUUCUGCCUCUUCUUCCUUCUCUAGCUUGGUGGUGCAUGACGGAGGUGGUGAUGAUCUCUUCUCGAUCUCACGCCAGAUGGGCUUCAUGGGCAGUGGCCAGAAUCCUCAUGUGUGCCCUUCCCUAGACCAUCAACCUGGGACUAUUACUGUUUUCAUCAAUGGCAUCCCUUCAGAGGUUCCAAGGGGUCCUAUAGAUUUGAGGGCUACAUUUGGCCAAAAUGUGAUGCUUGUCCAUUCCUCUGGGGAGCUUCUUCCGAUCAAUGAAUAUGGAAUUCUACUGCAGAGCUUGCAGAUGGGUGAAAGUUAUUUCUUGGAAUUUAUCUUGGUUUGAUGCUUCUAUGUUAUUUAUCAUUUGGAAUUAUAUUGCCAGACAGUAAAACAAUUUGUUUUCUUAUCCUACUCUAUGCAAAGGCUACAAAUCUGAAGACACAUGAUUUUUAAUGAGCAUGCUCAAAUUAGUUGUAUCCUUUGGCUCUCUCUCUCUCUCUCUCUAAUGUUUGUGUGUGUUUUGAUGUAAACCUAAUGUUUCUAAAAAGGUUCAUAUGAUUUCUU